This is a messenger RNA of Vanrija pseudolonga, 1263 nucleotides long. RefSeq lists its product as uncharacterized. The transcript is spliced from 5 exons. Bases 93 to 1118 code for a protein of 341 amino acids. The record is from RefSeq and is a predicted model, not a curated record. NCBI's taxonomy places the organism in Eukaryota, Fungi, Basidiomycota, Tremellomycetes, Trichosporonales, Trichosporonaceae.
GUUCGGGCCAUAUAUAGAAGGCGGCGGGCAACCUGUGACAUCCUCCCCACAUCCCCAACUCAACUUUACCCAUCGCUACACCCCACCACACCAUGGCCAAGUUUACAAACGAGGCCGGCGCUGCCCUCGCCUUUGGCAUCCUCUACGCCGCCAUGUGGCUCUACAUGGCCUACAUGUACGCGACAAAGCAAUACAAGUGGAAGUCGAGGUUUACAAUCCUCUUCUUCCACGCGACGCUGCGUGUGGCCUCGCAGGGCUGCGGUAUCGCGUUCGGCAUCCUCGCAUGGAGCAACGUCAACGUCUUUGUCGCCUACCUCAUCCUCGGCGCCGAAGGCUACUUCUCCCUCACCAUCGCGUCCUACUACUUCCUGCACCACUACCUGCUCAAGCACUUUGGCUCGUCGCGUCUCAUCCCCUUAGAGCUCGACAAGAUGCCUGCGGCCGACCGUCGCAAGCGUGCGUUCAUGCUCAUGGCCAUGCUGCCCGUCGUCAUGCCAUGGAAGUUUUGGCAGAAUGACCUGAUGGCCAUCAUCGACUCGUGGCUCAUCCCCGCCAACGCAAUCAUCAUCGCCGGUGGCUCCAUGAUGGCCGGCGCCAUGGACCCCAACUCGAGCCAGUACAAGGGCCUGACGCCCGAGCAAAUCCAGGCCAAGAUCAAUCACAAGCUCGACGUGUCAAAGGCUCUCCGCACCACUGGACAGGCCAUCUUCCUCGCUCUGACGGUCAUCUUUGGCGUGUUCGUCCUGCAUACACUUCGCCGCGGUCAGCGUCACGGUGGCAUCACCAAGACCAUCAUCCUGUUCGUGAUCGUCGCCAUCAUGCUGCACGUGCGCGGUAUCUUUGGUGUCCUCCAGGCGGCCGUCUACAGCCUCUCAUACUACAACCCGGCAAACUUCGCCGCCGAUGGCCUCACGCACCGCUUCACGGCGCUCGAGUACUGUCUCGCUGUUCUUCCCGAGUUCUCUGCUGCCCUCGCUCUCAAUAUCUCGUGGCGCACGAGCGCGAUCGAGGCCCCGAUCAAGCAGCACGGCCUCCCGGAUCCCGAGGAUGGCCAUGUCCUCUCCGCCAAGCGCACCGACGACGAGUCGCGCGUUGGCGAGGACGAGCCCAAGCCCUAGGCCCGUGAGCGCACCAACGCGACCCGGCCACACCCCUCCCCGUCCCCCCACCCCGCGUGAUACACCGCCGACUAAUCCGCGCACGGCGCACAUUGUAUAGUUCCCCUGUAGCGUGUCACGAAUGCAUGAACUGUGUCUAACCAAA